Gadus morhua (Atlantic cod) is the source of this 9603-nucleotide messenger RNA. It is a transcript of the gene crybg2, whose product is annotated as crystallin beta-gamma domain containing 2. Gene Ontology annotation, molecular function: structural constituent of eye lens. The record is from RefSeq and is a predicted model, not a curated record. The transcript is spliced from 24 exons. Bases 254 to 8323 code for a protein of 2689 amino acids. Lineage: Eukaryota; Metazoa; Chordata; Actinopteri; Gadiformes; Gadidae. Gene Ontology annotation, biological process: lens development in camera-type eye; visual perception.
GUGAGGCUGUGCGUGAGGCUGUGCGUGAGGCUGUGCGUAAUGCCGUGCGUGACGCGCAGAGAAUGUAGCGGCGAAAGAAACUCCAAUCACCUGUCAACAGGUAUCAACAGCCCUCCAUCGAGCGUGCGCGUCGCCCGGCCCUGUAUGAAUCUAACCCCCGGCGAGAGAAAGCGGAACGCUCUGCUGUGUGCAUAGUCGCCUCGGAGGACCCGUUCUGUUUUAUUUUAGUCAUUUGUUUUGCUAGGCUGGUAUUAUGGCCAAAAAAUCUUCAACCAAGAAGUCAUUGAAAGGUUUGUUCUCCAGGAGUGAAGCCCACCACAAGGAACCGGUGGAGAAAGAAGAGAAGAGCAAUGGAGGGGAGAAGAAAAAGUUCAAACUGUUUAAAUUCAGUCUUAAGUCCAGGAGUAACGCGGCUCUGGAUAAGACGGCGGAUGCCAGGUCCUCGGAGAGCUCGCUAUUCCCAGACGGCGAUGAGGUUUUCCUGGAGAGUCCGAGAUCCGCCAGCAAGAGUUCAACUUUGUACGCUACUGCACCGAGGUCAAAGGCCAAAGACCUGAGCCGCUCCGAUAUGGACCUGAACAAGCCCAAGAAGUCCGGAGCCUUCAGCUUCACCCUCCGCAAGAAGAAGCGGGACAAGGACCGGGAGGAGAUGUCCAAGAGCGUGAUCGGACUGCACGGCCCCUGGACCCAGGGGCGUGGCGAGCACCUGGACGUCAGCCAAUGGGAGCUGGCGUCACGGCAGGGGGCCUCGUUCGCCAUGUCUCAGCCGGAGCUGGACACGGCGGACACCUUCGACAUCCCGCCGCCGCCCCCGGUGGCCCCCAGCCUCCUGGCCCCCAGCCUCCUGGCCCCCAGCCUCAAGGCCCCCAGCCUCCAGGCCUCUCAGCGCUCCUCUUCGGCGGACUUCCUUAGCAGGAUGGACCCCCCCACCUUCCGCGACCCCCCGGCCUUCCGAAACGGCCCCACCCUCCACGACCGCCACGGCCGCCUGCGCUCCCUGGAGACCCUGCUGGACAGCCCCGACGCCUUCGACGUGGACGGGGGGCUGGGCGAGGUGCCCCUCGCCACCAUGCCCGAGCUGCUGCUGCUGACGGCGCCGUCCUCGCCGGCCCCCCCGGCCCCCUCCCAGCGGCGGCACGACCCCGGGAAGCACCAGGCCCAGCUCUCCCAGAACCCCGUUGCCGGCCCCCCCGCGAUCCCCGGGGGACCCACCGCCGAGACACAAGCAGCGGUGUGCUCCCCCCUCGCCUUCCCGCGGUCGAACCACCCUGUCCUCUCCCCGGUGGUCCUGAUCCAAAGUCACAAGAUCCACCCCGUCCUCCCCGUCGUCCGUCCCGCCGGCGGCUACUCGUCACAGGACUCCGCCCCCGCGCACGCAACGCCAGAGCUGCCUCCGACGGCCGGCCUCAAGAUGGACGCCGGCGCUAUCAAAGCCCUCCUCGACCGCUCUCGGAUGAACCCGGUCCAGGCGAGCUCCCCCCUGAUCCAAGGCGAGGGCUCGGUUCCAGUUCUCCCCGAGGGAUCCAGCGACCUCGUCGGCCCCUCGGGAGGCGACACCCCGCUGUCCGGCGAGACGUUCCAGUCGGUCUUCUCCCAGAGCUUCACCACCGAGGUGUUCUCCGCCAUGCUAAACACGGGCGAGCCCUCCGAUCGCGUCGUGGUGCAGGACCCUCCCCCCCAGCCGCCGUCUCCCCCUCCUGCCCGCCACCAGGAGCUGUUCGACCCACCGCCGUGCGUCCACGACGACGACAGGGGGUUCCCUAGAAGCCCCCCCGUCCCGGUGGGUGUUCCUGAGCACAGACCGCCUGUCGUCGACGUGGUGCGCGAUGCGGUGCCUGACGUCUCGGUCCCGUCGGCAAAACCGGCCUCCACGAUCGACCCGGUCUCCACGACAGAACCAGUCCCUACAACAGACCCGGUCUUAACGACAGACCCGGUCUUCACGACAGAAUCGGUCUCGAGGACCGAUCCGGGUCCCAACACAGACCAGGUCUCCACCACAGACCGGGUCAACGAAGCCUACCGCGCUCCGACCGACAGCAAUGACAGGGGUGCGACCUCCACGUACCAAGUCCCCCUUACGGAAACAGAGCACUACCAUCACAUCCUCGGUACCCUUCAGCACGAUUCCCUCCUCCCUGUGAGCCUCCAACCCCGGACGGAUCCCACGCCUCCCAGCCCUGAUCCCCGGCUGGAGAGGCCGUCCCACACGGAGACGACAACAACCUCCCCCACUGUCCAUUCAGACCCCGAGCCGGCCCGUCAGGACUCGGCGCUCUGCCCCGGUCGCCUCUCACCGUCGGAGGGGAGCGCUCUCUAUUCAGCCCUGAAACCCGAGGAGCUCGGCCCUGAUGCAAACACUGAGGCUCCAGUGUCUACGACGGAGCCACCCGCCCCGCCCCACAGUGAUCACCCAGGUUCCCCAGGGACGGCCGACACACACACACAGGUCUCCCUUGUCCCGAAACGACCAGAGUUUGUCACAGUCGGUCACGACGUCUUGACUGGUCCUGAACCCUCUCCUUCUCCGCCGCCUGAAACAAUGGCCGCCUUAAAUCAACAAGAGACAAUGGGGGAAGAGGAGGAGGAGGAGGAGGAGGAAGCAGCAGCAGCAGCAGAAGAAGAAGAAGAACAGGAGGCCUUCCCAGCGGGGGCCAGAGGGCAGCCGGACGUCUGCUCCCCCGAGCCGGUGCUCCUCAGCGUGGGGUCCGACGGCAGCAGCGCCAUGGACGUGUUCUUCAGCGCCGACGAGGACAACGCCACCGACGGCGAACUGGACGACGUGUCCACCCUGGGGGAGAGCGAGGACCCCGGCGCCACGAUGGAAGACGGCGGCGUCUGGUCCGCGAGGGAAGACCCGUUCGAAACCCCCCGGGUCUCCCCCGGUCCCGACGGCCCGCCGGGAAGAGUCGGCGCGUCGGGAGACGGGGCGGCGGCGCUCCCGAGCGACCGGAUUGAAACGUGGGGGAGACGCCUUGAGCGGGGGAACACAGAAGUGCAACGGCAGGAGGCGGCCAGGAGAGAGUCCCCUCCUCCUCCUCCUUCUCCUCCCGUCUACUCCCCUCCGCCUCCUCUCCCUGAAGGGGAGCAGCAGGGGAGGGGAGGGACCGGGGCCACGGAGACUUGGAGGAGGAGGAUAGACAUGUGGGGCGAGAGGUCGGAUGAACAGGGGGAGGUGGAGGCGAGGGCGGAGGCAGAGCCGCGCCCUGCCCUACCGGUCCGACAGGUGGAGACGCUGAUGGAAUGUGAGCCAGCCCUGCCCUUUUCUCAGGUGUGCAGCCAGGUGGAGGAGGAGGUGGAGGAGGUGGAGGAGGAGGAGGAGGAGGGGGUGGGAGGGGAAAACCUGAUGCCGCUCAUUCUCCCGGUAACAGGAGAGCCGCCUGAAACCCCCUCCCAGGUCCCAGAUCCCCUGGGGAGAGAGUACCUGCCGCACGGAAGCGCCUGCAGGGCAGAGGCGAACGCAGAACACCUCCAGCCAGACGCACGCACGUUCAUCGACGUCGGCGCAGCAGGCCUCGACACAAGCACCCCAGACCCUGCCAAGCGGGGGGAGACAGGGGAGGCCAGGGGGGGAGGAGCCGUGUCCCCCGUAGAGGGGAGGGCGGACGUGCAGGAGGGGGGGUCAGAGAGGUCAUCGCCCAUCGGUUGUCGUGGCGACCCUGUUGACAGAGAGGGCGCAAAGACCCCCAUCACCUACGACACGCCACACACCGUGAACCUUGACGCCUCCACCACCACCACCACCACCACCACUACCUCCACCUCCCUCCCCCCUCCCUCACCCUCCUCCUCCUCCUCCUCCUCCUCCUCCUCCUCCUCCUUAAUCUUCGGCGGUGCCAAGCUGUCAGAAGCCAGCGAGCGCGUCACGGCAGAUCAGAUAGAGGGAACUAGGACAGCGUCUCCGGUGGCUGAUGUCAUCAGAGCUGCCAGCGACGCACCGGAGCAGACGCCAGUCAGCCAGGCAGACGAGGCGAGCCGCGGGUCAGGACUCGACGCUUCCACCGAGAACGCCGUCCACCUGCCCUCCUUCCCCGCACGGACCGGCGAACCACAGGGGUCUCCAGCUACAGGCCAGGCCCCUGAUCUCCAGGACCUCCCCCCCUCCUCCUCCACCCAAACCUCAGGGUCACCUCCCAGGCCUGACCCCCACCCAGCACCCCAGCCCCUGCCGCCACCCCCACCCGUAGCAGACAUGCGCUCCUCCUACAGCGGGUCCCGCUACGUCAGUCGACACGGGAGCUACUCUGGUGAUGGAGACGGAGACCCCCACCCGGAGGGCACCGCCAACACCACCACCACCAGCAGCUCCGUCUCAGUCAACCCGUGGAGGAACAACUUCGAUGGGGUGUCCCAGUACAGGCCCACCUCCACCUACACCUCCUCCUCCACCAGCUCCUCCACCUUGUUCCCAGACUCACCUGACUCCUCUGUGCCGUCCUCCUCCUCCUCCUCCUCAUACUCUCUCCCCGAGGCAUCGGUCGACACACGAUAUCUUCCCCCCGCCCCCGCCCCCGUCUCCACCUCCUCCUUCACCCCCACCACCAACCCCCUGCAGACAUACGGUUCCCCAGGCAUCUGGCGGGGCGAAGGCAAGAGGAUUCUCUAUCUGAGAAGUGUGUCGACAGAAGAAGCAGUUGAAGAAGCAGGAGGAGGAGGAGGAGGAGGAGGCGGAGUAGGGAUAUCGAGGAGGUGGAGCCGUGACUGGGUGGAGCCAGAACCUGCUGCUGCACCUGUCAGAGAGGCAGAGGCGCGGACAGAGGAGAUAAAGGUGAACAGGGACACGGCUCACCUGGCAGUCAACCGUCUCUCCUCCUCGGAAUGUAACUCGGGCGUCGCCCUCGACGAAAGCACACGCCACUCACGGGCGGACGAGGACCCCUCGUCGGUUUACACCGGAGUCUUUACAGCCACGCGCGUGCACCUGAUCACCGAGCCCGCCGCCCCGGCCGCGCCCCCCGCCGACGAGGGCUCGCCCAUCCCCUACGAAAUGGAGGUGCUCAAGGACACCCUGAAGAGCAUGGGGCCCGGCCCCGGGAUCCAGAAGCAGAGGACCCUGCGCGGGGCCCCCUUUGGCUACUCCUCCCUGGCCCCCAUCGUGGAGGACACCCCGAGUCCCACCUCCCCCUCCGUCACCUCGGCCUCCUCCUCCUUCGACGCCACCGACUCCUCCGUCGCACCGGCGGGCCCCGAGGGGCUGAGCGGACGCAUCAGCCUGCCCCUGGACCUGGGCCUGGGUAACCCCGUCGGCUCCCGGUCGCCGCUGGACCUGAUGAAGCAGAGUCAGCAGGAUGCACUGCAGCAGAACGGUUCGUGGGGCCUCGGCCGGCCCCUGAGGGCCUCCGCCUCCAACAGCAUCGUCAUGAGGACGUCCCCCGAGGACCCUCCCCCGUCCCCCUCCUCCCACAACGGCAACGGCCUCCAGCAGUUCCCCGCCGGCAACUCGCGGCUGGACCACAGCGUCCUGUUCUCCAGCUACCGCCCGCCCUCCGUGGACACGCCCCCGGACCCGCUGGCCUCCCGCUCGCCGUUCCGCACCAGCUCGCUGCCCGACACCGGCAGCUCCUCCUACGACCGCGUCAGCAAGCCGGCGCGGGGCAACGGGGUCUUUGGAGGCCUCGGGGGUCUCGGGAGCGGCAACGCUGGCGGGUCGGACGCCGCCGCGCCGUCCUCCUACAACCGCUUCGCCUUCCUCCUGAACUCCAACCCCAACUCCGCCCCCGGCUCGGGGUCGCUGACCGGCGGCGAAGACGCGUACUCGCGCAUCAGCCAGGGGCCGCACUUCAACGGGACCCCCGCCAACUCGGGGCCCGGGAACUCCCCCCAGCGCCCCACCGGACUUCCGGACUUCCCUCGGACCGCCACCUCCUUCAGCGCCACCGCCACAGACAUGCCCUUCUCCAUGUUCACCCAGGGGCACGGGGCCAGUGGCAUGGGGCCCGGCGCGGGGGUCCCGGGGGCUCCCCAGCUGCAGAGGAGCUUCAGCAGCGAGGGGGGCAUGGGGGGCCAGCACCCGCCCUCGUCAAUGCUGUUCAACAACGUCCACGUGGGGUCCCACUUCCAGGUGCCCGAGCCCGCCGAGCCAGAGAAGCCGAUGGUCCCCAAGUACAGGGCCUUCCCCGACGCAUAUCUUACCAAGGAGAAAGAACAUGGAAAACUCAACCCUCGCCCAGGAAAGAUCUUCAUCUACGACCAGCCGGGUAUGUGCGGUCAGAGGAUCGAGGUGCGCAGCGACGUGGUGGACGCCACCGCCUGGGACCUGCAGGAGACCAUCUCUAUCAGGGUGGUGCGCGGAGGGUGGGUGAUGUACGAGAAGCCCAACUUCAAGGGGGAGAAGGUGGCCCUAGACGAGGGCGACCUGGAGCUCACCUGCCCCUUCAUGUGCCCUGAGGAGGAGGAGGUGGUGAAGGAGGUGCAGCCGGAGAGCGCCAAGCAGAACGGGGUCGAGGCUAACGGAGAGCAAAACGGCGAGCAGAACGGCUCGCCAGCCAGGAAGUUCAUCAUCGGCUCUCUGAGGAGAAGCGUCAGGGACUACAGCGUUCCGGAGAUCAGCCUGUUCCCGGAGGAGAACGCCGAGGGGAAGAAGGUGACGUUCCGGGACACGACCGAGGACGCCCGCAUCUUCGGCUUCCCUGUGAAGGCCACCUCCAUCAUCAUCAAUGCAGGCUUGUGGCUGGUGUAUGCGGAGCCCUUCUUCCAGGGCGUGCCACGGGUGCUGGAGGUGGGGGGGUUCAGCAACCCCGCGGCCUGGGGCGUGGAACAGCCCUACGUGGGCUCGCUGCACCCGCUCAAGAUAGGUGAACCAAGAGUGGAAACUAUUGACGAACCAAAGAUCAUUCUCUACGACAAGCCGUACUUCUCGGGUAAAUCCCGCACCAUCCACGGCUCCUUGAAGAACUUCAUGACGCGCACGGACAACCAGCAGACCGCCUUCAUGUACAACGCCGGCUCCCUCAAAGUCCAGGGGGGAAUCUGGGUGGGGUUCGAGAAGGAGGGGUUUCGCGGCCACCAGUACCUCCUGGAGGAAGGGGACUACCAGGACUGGCGGGUAUGGGGGGGCUGCAACGCAGAGAUGCGCUCCGUCAAGGUCAUCCGAGCGGACCUGACCGAGCCCAUGCUGGUGAUGUUCGAGCAGCCCGAGGAUGAGGAAGCGGAUGAGGAGAACAGCUUCGAGGUGACGGAGGCCAUCCCUGACGUAGCCACCUUCCAGUACAAGACCACCACCCGCUCCAUCAGCGUGCUGUCCGGGGCCUGGGUGGCCUACUCCCACGUGGACUUCUCUGGGAACCAGUACAUCCUGGAGAAAGGCUUCUACAACAACAGCGCUGACUGGGGGUCCGAGGACAACAUCAUCUGCUCCAUCCAGCCCAUCCUACUGGCUCCAUCUGAGGGUUCAAAGGCUAGGAAUGAGGUGGUGCUGUACUCUCAGCCAAACUUCAACGGGAACGUGGAGACCUUCAACCUGAACCAGCUGGUCGUCCCCGACAAGGUCCUGGUCAAGUCCUGCCGCACGCUGGGCGGAGGCUGGGUGCUGUACGAGGGUAAGGACUACACAGGGAACCAGUGCGUGCUGUCUGAAGGGGAGUACCCCAACCUGUUCAGCAUGGGCUGCCAGCCCAACUUCACCGUCUGUUCGCUGAGGGCCAUACCGCUGAUCUUCUCCAUGCCCUCCAUCUCCUUGUUCAGUCUUGAGUGUCUGGAGGGGAAGGAGAUCACGACGGACUUGGAGAUGUCCGACCUCAUAGCCCAGGGCUUCAACAACCACUUCCUGUCUGUCCGCGUCAACUCUGGCUGCUGGGUGCUGUGUGAGUACAGUCACUACAGGGGGCGCCAGUUCCUCCUGGAGCCCAUCGAGAUCACCAACUGGCCCAAGUUCAGCUCGCUGGAAACCGUGGGCUCCAUGUACCCCGUCCAACAUCGGCGGCGGUUCUUCCGCGUGAAGAACAAGGAGCACGGCAGCUUCCUGUGUCUGCACGGCGGCCUGGAGGAGAUGAAGCCCGGCCGCGUGGUGGUCGCUAAGGAGCCCGAGCACGGCAGCGACAUCUGGUUCUACGACGACGGCUUCAUCAAGAACAAGGUGGCAACCACCAUGAGUCUGCAGGUGAUGGGCACGGUGGAGGCGGGCUCCAAGGUGGUGCUCUGGACGGAGACCCGCCAGCCCCUGCAGACCUGGUCGGCGCCCAUGAAGGGCCGCAUCCCCAGCCUCACCUUCCCCGACAUGGUGCUGGACGUCAAAGGUGGAAAGUCUUACGACAAGGACUAUGUGGUGAUACUGCCAGAGAACGAAGAGCGAGCCAGCCAGCAUUGGCAGCUGGAGUUGCUAUAACAAUCUUAACUGCCACCAUUCACCAUCCCCUAAUCUCCAACCAUUUGAACAGUACAGACCAAACGGUAUCGUUCCGGAAUAUUCCCCAGACGUUCUCGAGAAACAUCCCCAUUGCCUUGCGCUAUGAUGUAAUGAAUUCCGGAUCAACGGUCUUCUGUGAACAGCCUUUCCAUGUGUGACUCUACAAGGGACCGUUGGGAAGACCGGGACGUCACUUUACCUCUGCAUCUUCAGCAUGUAUGAAGAUCUUCAUCUUCAUACAUGCUUCCAUCUCCACGUCAUUCCUUCAACUUACUACUGCUUCGAUGUAUUGAUACUGCUUCUACUCAAGCUGUAGCGAUAACACUCUACGAAGAUCACUUUAUGAAGAUCUUAAUGAGAACUGAGCUAGCUGCUGUUCAGGUCGGAACGGAGUCCUGCUGGGUAAUCCGAAGAAGUGAGAUGUUUGUGAGGAAGUGUCAUGCUCUGAAGUACUUCAACUUCAACCUUAACAGAACUGUAGUUGGCCGCCACCAUACAGAGAAAACGCACUGCUUCAGGUCACACCACUGCCAACGUAUGGAAAAACAGGUCAAAUUAGACAAAGGUCAAAAAGUAGAUUUGAAAAAGUGUAUUUUUGUGUGGAUGUGUUUUUGUAUGCUGUACAGAUUUCCACUGCUCCUCUUAUUUGUAACUGUGGUUCACUCUAUCUAUCUUCUCAACGGAAGUAUAAAUACACAUAUAUAAAGAAAUUAUAAAUAUAUUUACAAACUAGGCAGUAAAAGAUCAGACAACGGCCAAAGUGAAUCUGGGUGUUAAUCGAUUUUUCUGCUAAGAGUUCUAUGCAAAUCCCGUAACUUUGGGUACUUCACAGUUGAACCAAAUAGAGUUGUAGGUACUUUAACUCCGGGUGAACCUGUGUUUUUAAUACUUCACGUAUUUAACAAGAGCUAAAUUGGUACGGCUAUGAAUGAAGCCUUAAAUACUGUGGAUUGCCGUUUGAAAGUAUUUUUUAUAGUCUGUUUUUAUUUGGUCUUGGACGACUUUUGUCACAGGCACUGUAGUAGGACCACUGUAGUUCAGACAUUUUGCAAGGCCUCUUCUCCUGGGUUUUCUGAUCUCGUAGGUAUUUUCAGACUGUUUAAUUAAUUUGGAUGUAAAAGUCUGUUGUUUUGUUUUGUCAUUGUUUAAAACUGCUGUUUCAUACUAUAUAAAAUAUACAUAUGUGUAAAAUGUAAUAUAAGAGGGUGUGGUUUUACGGAAAAAAAUGAAUAAAAAUGUCUUAAAGAAUCUUAACUGAA